Molecule: messenger RNA, 2265 nt
Organism: Penicillium lagena
Lineage: Eukaryota; Fungi; Ascomycota; Eurotiomycetes; Eurotiales; Aspergillaceae
Product: SNARE-binding exocyst subunit SEC6
Exons: 1
Coding region: 1-2265 (754 amino acids)
Biological process (GO): exocyst localization; exocytosis
Cellular component (GO): exocyst
Molecular function (GO): SNARE binding
Source: RefSeq, a predicted model, not a curated record
AUGGCGCAACCCAGCAAUACAGAUGGCACGGUGACCAUGCCGCGGUUGGAAGACAUCCUUCGACACCCAGAGGACCUGGAUAAAAUUAACAACCUGAAGGCCGAAUACGGGCGCAAGAAAGCCGCUGUUGACUCCCGGCUCCGAGAAGGACUUCGCGACCAGCUCGAGGCCGUACAGCGCAGCAUUGGACAACUCACCGAGGGCCAGCGGUCCGUCUCAAAAACCAGAGAUGAGCUCCAGAGCAUCGAUAAGCUGUGCGCCGAGUCGCAGACUAGCGUUGAGGACUUCUCGCAGAUCGACCAGCUAGCUCGGAUCCAGCGGCACUUUGAAGCGACGCUCAUGAUGAAGAAGGGAUUGGAGAAUUUCGGCGCAGAUAUCGAGGAGGUGGAGAAUUUGCUGAAAGAGGAUGAUGAGGAUCUGGAGAAUCAGCCGAAUCUGCUGCGGGCUCAUAUGCAGAUCUCGCGGUUGCGGGAUUUCCGGGAUGAAGCCAUGGAUCAGAUUCGCAAAGCCCAGGAUGCCAGUAGCGAAGUUACCCUGACGGAAUACUUUCAGGGGCUGGACUCGGUGAUUGACUUUUUCGAUGAUCAUAUCGGCACGGCGUGUAUGAAUCUCAUUCCGUUGGUGCAGUCUGACAAUAAGAGCAUGGUGGUGCGGCUCGCUGUGGUGGUUAUGAACGAGGAGAAGAACGAUGACACUGUGCGGGCCUUGCAGGAGGCCCAGAAAGACCACAAGGACUUGGCCAGUCGCUUCAAGUCGAUGAAUAUCGGCCCGAAGACGGUUCGAGGCUACAAGGAGAAGUUCAUUCAGGCCAUUGAGUUGUACGCGCAAAAUCAGUUUGAGCAGACCAAGGACCAGUUCUACGAUAACCCCGACAGCCUGGAGAAGAGCUUCCGGUGGUUCUUCAAUGAUCUUUAUACCGUCCAACAAGGCAUGCAAAACCUGGUUCCCAAGAAAUGGAAGAUCUACAGGACCUAUACGGACAUUUAUCAUCGCAUGAUGCACGAUUUCCUAGUCAGCAUGAUUGACGACCCCGAAAUCCCCGCCGACAACCUGCUGGCUAUCAUCCACUGGAGCGACAAGUACUACAAGAAGAUGAAGAAACUCGGGUGGAUCGCGGCCGAUCUCCAGCCGAACCUGCUGGACGACCGCGAGCCCGAGUUGGUGCGCCAGUGGCAGAGUGUUAUCAUCAAUGCCGUGGAGGAAUGGAUGGAACGCAUCUUUGAAACUGACAAGAAGAGCCUGGUGGAGCGGGUCCCAGAUGCCCUGGAUACCAACGCCGAAGGAUAUUUCCGCACCAAGACACUGCCAGAUAUGUGGCGCAUGCUCCACGAACAGGUUGUGGCGUCUGGGGCCUCCGACCGAGCCGACGUUGUCGAAGGUGUUAUCGAUGCCAUGUUCCGUGCCCUGAAGACCAGACAGAGUGCAUGGCAGACGCUUAUCGACGAGGAGUGCGCCAAGCACAAGGCCUCUGGUGGUGAUCAGCCUGAGGGCAUCCAGCUGCUACAGGACUGGAUGGUCGGCGUGGCCAACGACCAAAUCGCCUGCAUUGACGACAACGAAGAGUCCGGCCAGAUGGGUUAUCUGACCCGGUUCAAGCGCGACCUCGAGCCGCUCGUGACACCCAAGUACAUGGCAACGCGGGCGCUAUCAGAGCUGGACGCGCUACGCGACGGGUACGUGGACCUCAGCACACACUGCCUGGCGCAGUUCGUGGCUGUUGUGUUCUCCGUGGACCUGGUGACCGUGAUCCCGGAUUUCUUCACACCGAAGUGGUACGGCGAGUACGCAAUGAAACGCAUCACCUCUACGUUUGAGGACUACAUGGCCGACUACACGCCCGUGCUGCAUCCAUCCCUGGUGGAUAUCUUGGUGGAGGAGCUAUCCGACGAGCUGCUAGUCCGAUAUCUAUCCGCCGUGCGCAACCGCGGCGUGAAAUUCCGCCGCCAAUCCGAUCCUUACACGGAUAAAUUCAAGGACGACGUGCUCACGGUGUUUGCCUUUUUCCAGAAAUACCCCGACUCCUUCGCCGCGACCAUCAAGCAGAAUUGGCGUCUUGUCGACUGGUUGGUGCGCCUGCUUGAGGCUGAGAAGGGCCCGCCCAUCGUCGCGGUCUACGAGUCUUUCAAGGUCGAGUACUGGGAUCUGCAGCUUUCGUGGGUGGAGGCUGUGCUGCGGACUCGCGAUGACUUUGAGCGCAGUAUGGUAAGCUCUGUUAAGGCCAAGGCGGCGGAGUUGUCGGUCGAGCGGGGGUGGAGACUAUUAUGA